AUGGCCUCCCAGCCAUCCAUCCCCCCCAUAAUCCGUACCCUCAGCCAACCCGACCCCUUAAAACCAGACAUAACACUAACGACUUCCCCACCACCGCGCCUAACCCCCAACAGCACCUCCGAACAUCUAAUCCGCGUGCACGCCACCUCCCCCUGCGCCGGUGAACUAACCUGGCCGUCCUAUAACCCCCAACUCUUCGCAAAGAACAUAGUCCCCUGCUACGACCUGUCAGGCACCGUCGUCGUCGCCCCGCCAAACUCACCAUUUCCGCCCGGCACGCCCAUCUGGGGACGCACAAAUGUCAACCACUCUGGCAAUGCGCGCGAAUAUACAGUGGCGCAUACGCAGGAGCUGGCCAGGCAGCCGCGGAAUGUGGAUGAGACAGAGGCAGCAAGCGUGCCGUUGAGUGCGGAGUCGGCAGUGCAGGCGCUGUUUGAGCAUGGGGGGUUUGCGGGCUUGGGGGAAGGGGAGGCCGGGAGGGAGAGGAAUAAGGAGAAGAGACUGCUUGUUACGGCUGCGUCGGGUGGGGUUGGGGUUUGGUUGUUGCAGCUGGCGAGGGAGGCCGGGGUUGGUGGGAUUGUGGCGGUGUGUGGGACGGGGAAUGUGGGGUUGGUGAAGGAGCUGGGGGCGACGGAGGUGAUUGAUUAUAGGAAGGCGGGUGUGAGGGAGUGGGUAGAAAGCGGGGAGGGAGGGGGAAAGGUGGAUCUGGUGGUUGAUUGUAAGGGUGGGGACUCACUGGCGCAAUGCUGGAGUGCUGUGAAGGAUGGUGGGGUGCUUUUGUCGAUAUGCGAGCCGCCGGAAGGGAGGAGGCCGGGGGAUUGUGCGGUGAAGGAUGUGAGGAGUGAGUUUUUCAUAAUGGUGCCGCGUGGGGAGGAUUUGGCCGACGUUGGGAGGUUGUUUGAGGAGGGGAAGGUGAGAGCUGUCGUUGAUAGUGUCUGGAAGCUGGAGGAGUAUAAAGCCGCUUUUGAGAAGUUGGACGGAGGACAUUCGAGGGGUAAGAUAAUUCUCAAGUUGUAA
Messenger RNA from Paracoccidioides brasiliensis Pb18, 1017 nucleotides. RefSeq lists its product as uncharacterized. The coding region runs from base 1 to 1017 and encodes 338 amino acids. The transcript has a single exon. Gene Ontology annotation, molecular function: oxidoreductase activity. The record is from RefSeq and is a predicted model, not a curated record.